Aspergillus steynii IBT 23096 is the source of this 1875-nucleotide messenger RNA. Its product is annotated as ferric reductase family protein. Gene Ontology annotation, cellular component: plasma membrane. Gene Ontology annotation, molecular function: ferric-chelate reductase activity. Bases 1 to 1875 code for a protein of 624 amino acids. Gene Ontology annotation, biological process: iron ion transport; intracellular iron ion homeostasis; copper ion import. Lineage: Eukaryota; Fungi; Ascomycota; Eurotiomycetes; Eurotiales; Aspergillaceae. The transcript has 6 exons. The record is from RefSeq and is a predicted model, not a curated record.
AUGCAUAUGGACCAUAUGGACGAUUCGGGGUCCGGCCUGCCAUGGCUGGAUCAACCGGUCUGGUUACACUCGUCGCGGGCGGACGAGUGCGAAUUGACCCCAGACCAGUGUGCAUAUCGAGCAGGACAUUGGCGAUACUGGUACGAAGCAGAUCACGUCUACGCCCUCAACACCGUUUACUUCCUGAUCGCCACGGUCGGCCUCUUCACCAUCCUGCAUUUCUUCUCUCUCUACGCGCCGAGUUCCCUCAAAGGAAGCACACCGUGGCGGAAGGUCUCUGCAGCGGGUCGCUAUCUCUCGUACAAGUCUUUUCGAGUCCCGGUUCUGCGGUACUGGUCGCCCUCGCUGGGCGUCAUCCUGCUGGGAUGUGCCGGAUUCGUCUUUUUCUUCGCGAUGACGCUGGGCCCGAAGCCUUACUACUGGCCUAAUACGCGAGAGCUUUCGUACGGCAGUAGCCCUCCGAUUGCGACGAGGACGGGGUGGAUGGCACUGGCCUUGUUGCCGUUUGUCUUGGCUCUGAGUACGAAAGCGAAUCUCAUCUCGGCGUUGACAGGCGUGUCGCAUGAGAGACUCCAGGUCUUCCAUCACUGGACCAGCUACGCCAUGUUCGUGCUGGCUCUCAUCCACACAUUCCCCUUUAUCAUCUUCCAUAUCUGGAAGGGAGACAUGGUGAAGCAGUAUAACACGAGCAUUGCCUACUGGACGGGGGUGGUGGCGUUGAUCUUCCAGACGUAUUUGACGCUCAUGUCGUUGCCUUCGAUUCGAAACCGCUACUACGAGUUCUUCAAAGCCACUCACCUCCUCGCCGCUCUCAUCUUCAUCCUCUUCUUCUUCCUCCACUGCGACUUCCGUCUCUCCUCAUGGGACUACUUCAUCGCCACCGGUGCCAUCUACCUCUUCUCCCUCCUCGCCGCCCAAAUCCGCACCUAUCUCAUCCACGGCCGCCAUAUCGCCACCAUCGACCGUCUCCCCUGCGGUCUCCUGCGCAUCACCAUCCCCACCGUCACCACCACCUGGCGCCCAGCCCAGCACCUCUUCCUGCGCUUCCUACACCCCAAACUCGGCCUACACACCCUAACCGCGCACCCCUUCACCGUCGCCUCGCUAGCCCACGACCCCGACGCCCUCGCCAAACCCUCCCAGCUCGUCUUCUUCAUCCGGCCGCACGCCGGCGUCACCGCGCGCCUGGACACCCUGGCUCAACACGCCCCCGGCGGCUUCCUGCGCUGCACCGUCACCCUGGAAGGUCCGUACGGCGGGGUCGAGGAGAUGCAGCCGCCGACGGUCGAUAGCGUGGUCAUCGUGGCGGGGGGUUCGGGCGGCGGGUUCGCGUUGGGGGUAUUUGCCGAGGCAUUGAGGGUUUUGGAGUCAUCCGGGAUGGAUAUUCAGGUGGUGUUUGCGUGUCGUUCAGCGCUGAUGGCGCGGUGGUUUCGUGACGAAAGCGAUGCUUUGAUGUCGAGGUCUGGUCUGGGGCAGGGGGGUCGGGGUCGGGGUCGUGUAAGAGUGGAUAUUCAUGAUACUUCCUCUUCGUCGGGAUAUUCGGGGCAACAGAGCCAAGCGCAGAAUGAUGCUGAUGGAGAGGGAAGGUCUGUCGCGCACGAUAAAGAACUGGAACCGGGCAUCGAGCUCCUCCCGCAUGACAGCGACACCAACACCAACAACGUCGAAGGAAAGACCCAGACCGGGUUCUAUGCCGGACGACCGGACCUGCCGUCGCGGAUUGCAGAGGCAGCGAGAGCCGCGGAGGGAAAGAAGCUGGCGAUGUAUGCGUGCGGACCGGCGUCGAUGCUGUUCGACGUGCGGAAUGCGGCGGCGGACGCGCAGAGAGGGAGGGAAGGGGAGGUUUCUUUGCAUACGGAGACGUUUUCGUGGUGA